CUGACGUCAGUGACAGUGGACGGGAAGUCUCCGGAAAUUCUGCUUGGCAGACCUGAGUGACACAGCUCCAUGGAGACCGCGGCGGAGGUCCCGCGAACGGUAACACAGACGGACGAUGAUUCGCUGGAGCGCCUCAGCCGGUUACCGGAGAGGCUGCAAAAGAGGGAGCAGGAGCGGCAGCGGGAAGUGGAGAGGAAGAAGCUAGAGAAGGAGGGCCUUUCCGUGCUGGAGGAGAAGAGCAGUCACUUCAGUGCCAGCUUCGGUCCGGAGCGGGCGGCUAUAGAGCAACUGCUGGCCGGUAAUGACCGCGGUGUGUUGGAGGAGGUAGCUGAACGCCUGCAGCGCCUGCACAAGCUGCUCAACGACUCCAUGAGGUUCCUGCCGUCCUACGACAUCCGGCAGGCUCAGGAGGCGCUCGGGCGGCUGCAGGAGAUCCUGGAGGAGAAGCGGCAGCUGCUGCAGCCCAAGAAGAAGUUUGCCUUCAAAAACCGCAAAAAGGAUGCGCCCGCGGCCUCGGCCGACCAGACUCCUGGGGAAGGGGCCCCGCAGCUUCCAGCCUUCCAGCAGCCUCCUGCCGACCCUCCCACCCAGGCCCCGUUUGCAUGCGGCGUCCAGGGCCUCACCUCCCAGGUGCUGUUCAUGGAGGCCGCGGAGAUCCAGCAGAAGGACGUGCUGCUGAGCCAGCUGCGGGACUGCUCCGUUACCCUGCACGGCAGCCCAGCCACUCUGCACCUGCGAGGCCUGCACGGCUGCCGGGUACUGUGCGGCCCCGUCUCCUCCUCCGUGUUCGUGGAUAGCUGCACCGGCUGCCUGUUCUCCUUCUCGUGCCAACAGCUCCGCACCCACAGCACCUCGGACACCCGCUUCUACCUGCACGUCACCAGCCGGGCCAUCAUCGAGGACUGCCACGACCUGCACUUCGCUCCCUUCACCUGGACCUACGAAGGGAUCGAAAAGGACUACCAAGUCUCCGGUCUGGACCGGGCCAGAAACAACUGGCAGCUGGUGGAUGACUUCAACUGGCUCGCCCAUGGGGUGCAGUCCCCAAACUGGGAGAUCAUUCCCGAGGAGGACCGGCUAACCCACUGGAACUGAUUGGUCCGGUUUACUGUGGCAGACACGACGCCAACACGAUGGCCUUCAGAAAAUGCAUUAUAUUGUGAAAUAAUCUAUUCGCAUUGUUUUUACAGCGAGCAGGACAAGACAACCCCCAUCACACCCAGCAUCUUACAGCUGAUGAUGUCUGUGACUGAUGCACUUUGAUGCUUCCCUUGUUGCUUCCAUGUAGAAUGGUCCAGGGAGUCAGUGGAGAGCUGUGGCCCUGUGUCUAUGGCACACAACGUUACUGUUCUGUAUUCUCGGGUCUCGUGUAUAUGUUUAUCGCACUUCUUCUAACUAAUAAUAAUUGUCUGUAUUAGUUGUUGUUAUUCAUGUUAUGCCGGAUCAUGUGUUCAGUGACUGUAAAACGUUGCGUAUAAUAGGAAAUAUAGCAGCCCCAUAAUAGGAUUUAUGAAA
Messenger RNA from Spea bombifrons (plains spadefoot toad), 1515 nucleotides. It is a transcript of the gene TBCC, whose product is annotated as tubulin folding cofactor C. The coding region runs from base 70 to 1095 and encodes 341 amino acids. Gene Ontology annotation, molecular function: tubulin binding. The record is from RefSeq and is a predicted model, not a curated record. Gene Ontology annotation, cellular component: cytoplasm. Gene Ontology annotation, biological process: tubulin complex assembly; post-chaperonin tubulin folding pathway. Lineage: Eukaryota; Metazoa; Chordata; Amphibia; Anura; Pelobatidae. The transcript has a single exon.